GAGGACUUUUUGUGAUCUAAUGGUCAGAGUCCAACCAGAGAAGUACAGAUAUUCUGGUUGAUGAAGCGAUGGAUUCUGAGUAUCACCAGUUUGAAGCGCCCCAUAGAAGCUCUGUGCGUGGAGAGCAGAAAUUUAAGAUAGAAAAAGGUAUGAGGACGAUAGUGGUUUCUGUCCUCUAUGGCGUCUUGGUGCUGCUGUUGUUAAUUCUGCUGAUGGUAACUGGGAUAAAAUUCUCCCAGCUAAACACGGAAGUCACUGAAGUCAAACUUCACCUUGAGAGAAUCAGCCACAGAACACCAUCCAGCUCAGCUCUCCACACUGAUGGUACAAAACCUGUGCAGGAAGUCAUUUUAUCAGCACUUGUCCCAGUUCGAGGAAUGUGUAGGGAAGGAUGGGUGUCCUUCCAGAGCAGUUGCUACCUGCUGUCCCGCGCCGCUGUGACCUGGAAGAAAGCAGAGGAACAGUGCCAUGGACACGGGGCACACCUGCUGGUCGUGAAUAACGUGGAGGAACUGGACUACAUUUCAAAAAUUGUUGUCAUCAGUGUGAACUAUUGGAUUGGACUUGUGGAGCGAGACCAUGAGGACCACUGGAGCUGGGUGGACGGGACUGACAUCACUUCAACCCAAAUGUUCUGGGAUGAGGGUCAGCCCGACAACUGGGACUACAGGGAUAAUGGAGAGGACUGCGGGCAGAUCCACGCUUCUGAGAAACGCAAACGCAAGUUGUGGAACGAUGCAGACUGUAACCUGCCAUACAGGUUCAUCUGUGAAAAAAGGGUAUGAGAGGCAGAAUCUCUGUUAUCUGCUGAGCCCUCACCAACAAGACAGCUUGGAUAUGUUGGAAAAUCAAACAUGGGCUGAAAGUUGCAUAAUCAACUGUGAGGAUUUUCCUGAAUAAUAAAACAAUAACUAUGAAAACAA
Molecule: messenger RNA, 923 nt
Organism: Scomber japonicus (chub mackerel)
Lineage: Eukaryota; Metazoa; Chordata; Actinopteri; Scombriformes; Scombridae
Gene: asgrl1
Product: asialoglycoprotein receptor-like 1
Exons: 8
Coding region: 69-785 (238 amino acids)
Source: RefSeq, a predicted model, not a curated record